Boeremia exigua is the source of this 1632-nucleotide messenger RNA. RefSeq lists its product as uncharacterized. Bases 1 to 1632 code for a protein of 543 amino acids. NCBI's taxonomy places the organism in Eukaryota, Fungi, Ascomycota, Dothideomycetes, Pleosporales, Didymellaceae. The transcript has a single exon. The record is from RefSeq and is a predicted model, not a curated record.
AUGGCGCCACCACCUCUCCCCCGCGUUACCCUCAGCCCCCCUGCUCCCGUCACCUCGCCCUCAACCCCCAUCUCGCCCGCAGCCGCAGCCACAGCCACAACCAACGCCUACCUGCGCCCGCCCCCUCACCCUCAGCAACCGCGCGCCUCACCACCUCCAAGUACCCCCGGCCGCCGCUUCUCGUCCGCCAUGAACCCCUUCGCAGCAUCGACAGUCUCCUUGCGCACACUUUCGCUACGCCGGCUCUCGCUGCGCCCACGCGAGCACCUUCAACGCCCCGCGAGCGCGGCGUCGCAGCUCCCUGUGGCGGCAACGGCGUCGCGCUCGCGCCGGUUCUUUGCUCGCGUUGGGAGGCUUGGUGCAAGGCGGAGUGUAGGUACGAGGACGACUGAGACCAGACAUGGAAGCGCGAGCCCUCCUGCACCUGCGCCUGCCGACCGUCGUGAGCGCAGCACCGAGGUCGUCCGCCAGCAACGCACCGCACACACAAGCCUGCCAGAACUCCCACCGCCCGUCCCUCUCCCGCCACAGCAAUACCUCGAGACCUUCGACAAAGUGCUGCAGAGCGGCAUCGAUGCACUCAGCGCCUCCCCUUCGACAACAAUCUCCUCUCCCUGUCAAACACCCACAUCCCCAUACCAUUCUUCCGCAUCUGCAUCACUCCAAGACGCGCCCACCAUUGCUCUCGUCCACUUCUCUCGUCUGUCCGAUCUCGCUGCGAGCAUUGCACACUCCUGGCCUGAGUUCUGGGCGCUGCUCGUACACACGGCUACGCUGCUGAUUAGUGUUGCGCGGGACGUCGGGGUGCGGAGUGUGUUGUUGAAGGGAUUGGUGCGGAUUGUGGCGCAGUGGAACGAGGUGAAGAGCUCCGAAUUAGGAAUGGUCGAUGUUGCGCAGGCGGUGAGGGAGGUGGUUGAUGAGGUCGCAGCGGAGAGGAGGGCGGUGGGCGAGGGAGUGGCAGCGAUGUUUGCGUGGUGGGUCGGUCGGUGUGGUGUAAGAGAGGGAGAUCGCUUGGUGUUUGCUGCCACUGGCUCCGUGGAUCCUGGUUCUGCGGCGGAUGUAGGUGGAUUGGAGGUGCAGGACUCUUCGAGACUACGGGUGCUCGCGCUCGAGCUCUCUCCUGUGGUCGUCUCUGGUCUGACCCUCGCGCUCGCCUCAGAUCCACAUCUUACGAUCACGCUCUCUGUUGUCUCAUCGGCUGACAAUCACCGGGUUUUGCUGUUGAGUCCUGACUUGCCGCCAAUGUUGCAGGACCGGCUGCACAUCGCCACCCACCCCAGCAGCGCAAUCGGCACGGUAAGCCAAGAGGUCGACAUCCUUCUCUUGGACGCAAGGUGUAUUGACUCAGCAGGAAAUGUGCAAAGUGAAAAGGGUGCAUUGGGUACUGCUGUGUGCGCCAACACGCUGUCUCCCCGUGCUAGGGUCGUCGUUUUGGGUGCAGUCGACAACAUCAUAUCAGUGAAGAGAGUGGAAGAAUCGGCCAAGGAUACUGCAAGUCAACUCGAGCUGGUCCCCGCGCAGUUCGUGGAUGUGUACAUCGCCGAGACUCGCGUGCUGGGAGUUGAUGAGUUGGAGAGAUUGGCAACAGUCGCUGGAGAGCUUGAAAUGCACGUUCUGGGGAAGCAGGAUUGA